AUGGCACCUCACGCUGGAAAGAUUACCAAUGCUAGGAUUAUCAACCCGGUCCUGCGUGCUUAUGUACUUGGCUAUUUGACUUCAACGACCCCGAGGUUGCUCUCUUGGUUGUCGCGUCUUCAGAGAAAGGAUGUUGAUAGCAAGCAAAAAUUCAAGGAGCUGGUUCGAGUCCUCCUGGGAGGCUGGGGUCUGAACAGAUUCCCAACCUUCUGCGCUGCCUUGGUAGGUGGCGCCACGUGGCUGCCUCUAUUGUGCUACCAAGUCUACUCGAUAUUUCGCCAAUGGAGUUCGCAAGCGUCGUUGCGGCCAUCCAGAGGCUUUGUGCGCCUCAUUCGCUUCUUUUCUGCCUUUAUUUCUGCGUGGAUAGGAUUCCAGCUACUUAACCGGAAGCGUGGUAGCCCUCGUGCUGAUAGUACCACCGAGAAUCAUGAUUCUCAAAGACAAGGAGAGGCGCUGCCCGCACAUGACAGCGAUCUGGAAAGAUUGAAACAUCAUGAACUUGCUGGGAGAACCUUAGACCUGACCCUCUUUUCGUUCACCAGGGCGUUGGAUGUGGUCGCUUGUAUUGCAUGGGAUCGCUGGAAGAGCCGACGGAAAUCCCGGAAUCGGUGGACACGGGUGGAAUCAAUGGCUCCGCAACUUGCGGAUGCUGGUCUUUUUGCUGGAAGCGCAGCAGUGGUGAUGUGGGCAUGGUUCUAUCUGCCCGAGAGACUUCCGCGUUCCUAUGCAAAAUGGAUUGGAGAGGCUGCUCAGGUCGACUCCAGAUUGAUCGAGGCCCUUCGUCGCGCCAGAAGAGGAGAAUUCGUAUACGGUAAAGAUACCGGCCAAGCUCCAUUGCUUGGAUCAAUGUGUGAGGACUACGGCUGGCCAAUUGAAUGGGGCGAUCCCGCCACAACUAUUCCGAUUCCUUGUGAGAUGGUACACAUGGGAUGCGGCCCGAGCUGUGAAUGGCAUGCAGCUUCUCGCUUUCUACGAACCUUCAAGUUUGCUUUGGCGACGUAUCUCCCCCUACAUCUCCUUCUGCGGUUGCGUUCCAGGCAGUCCCCAACUGCCUGCAUUCGUGCUGUCAAAGAUGCAAUGCGAUCUUCGUCAUUCCUCGCUCUCUUUGUGAGCAUUUUCUAUUAUUCUGUCUGCCUGGCGCGUACAAGAUUAGGGCCAAGGCUCUUCGACGCGAAAACGGUGACGCCGAUGAUGUGGGACUCAGGCCUAUGUGUCGGCGCAGGAUGCCUAAUGUGCGGCUGGAGUAUAUUGGCUGAGAGUGCCCACAGGAGACAAGAGAUUGCUUUCUUCGUAGCACCUCGAGCUGCAGCAACUUUGUUACCUCGGCGGUAUGAUAAGAAGUAUCAAUGGCGGGAACAGUUUGCCUUUGCUCUUAGUGCAGCAAUUGUCCUUACCUGUAUUAAGGAACGACCGGAAAUGGUUCGGGGCGUCUUUGGCAGAGUGCUUGCCAGCGUUAUGGGUGUAGAAGCAUUAACGGGAGUCCAUCCCUUUUGCUAUUUACAAAAUCUCGAAGUUGAUUUGCGGCAAGCGCCGGACGGGAGUAAUCCACUUCCAAGGCCGCCAAGACACAUCACGUGGUUGCGAGCCUGCCUCGAGCUCCCCGAACUUACGAUCAUGCUUCUCAGUGACAGUAAUGUUCGUCUGGCCCGGUCAACAGGGCGAUGUCUCUCAUGCUGGGACAUUUACCAUCUCCAGCGAUUAACGGGUAAUGCCCGCUCUCAAGGAUUCCAGAGAUGGUUUUCACAACAGCCGUCUUUGCGGCAGCAGAUCCCGUCAACACCAUAUAGCAGCCCAGAGUCUGUCAAAAGAAACAAAUCCACCCUAUAUUACACAAUCAGUGUCAUCGUGGGCACCGUUGCGCUUGCAUAUGGAUCUGUCCCGUUCUACAAGAUGAUUUGCCAGCAGACUGGCUGGGGCGGUCAACCUAUUCAAACUCAUCUCACUGGCGAUGGUGAUACAGCUUCACGUUUAAAACCUGUAACGGACGCUCGCCGCAUUCGCGUUACCUUCAAUGGCUCGGUAUCAGACGUUUUGCCAUGGAAGUUUACACCACAGCAGCGGGAAGUUCGCGUGCUUCCAGGCGAGACGGCGCUGGCAUUCUAUACCGCGACAAACAAUGGACCAACAGAUAUCAUCGGUGUUGCAACCUAUAGCGUGACUCCGGCUCAAGUGGCACCAUAUUUCAGUAAAAUACAAUGCUUCUGUUUCGAGGAGCAGAAGCUGAAUGCUGGCGAGUCUGUGGACAUGCCGGUCUUCUUUUUCAUCGAUCCGGACUUCGUAAAGGACCCAAACAUGAAGGGCAUUGACACCAUUACGUUGUCCUAUACCUUCUUCAAAGCACGAUAUGACGAUAACGGCGUCCUACGACCUACACCCUCUGGGUGA
Rasamsonia emersonii CBS 393.64 is the source of this 2385-nucleotide messenger RNA. Its product is annotated as Integral membrane protein. Gene Ontology annotation, cellular component: mitochondrial inner membrane. The transcript is spliced from 9 exons. The record is from RefSeq and is a predicted model, not a curated record. Gene Ontology annotation, molecular function: copper ion binding. The coding region runs from base 1 to 2385 and encodes 794 amino acids. NCBI's taxonomy places the organism in Eukaryota, Fungi, Ascomycota, Eurotiomycetes, Eurotiales, Trichocomaceae.